Amborella trichopoda is the source of this 800-nucleotide messenger RNA. Its product is annotated as dirigent protein 22. The record is from RefSeq and is a predicted model, not a curated record. NCBI's taxonomy places the organism in Eukaryota, Viridiplantae, Streptophyta, Magnoliopsida, Amborellales, Amborellaceae.
CACCCUUUCCCACCCUCACUCUUCUUCUGCAUUGGCAAUAUGGUCUCACAUCUCUCUAAGACCUCUUCUCACUCUGCCCUCUCUCUCCUCAUCUUCUCUCUCCUCGUCGCUUCCGUUUUCGCAAAAAGACCCGGGCAUCUCCCCAAAAACCAACACCCCAUGAUCGGUUUUGGGAAAGAGAAAGUGAGCCACCUCCACUUCUAUUUCCAUGACAUUGUAAGCGGCCCGAACCCGACUGCCAUCGAAGUAGCACGUGCACACUCCACCAACACAUCAGACACUGGCUUCGGCCUAAUCAUGAUGAUCGACGAUCCCCUCACAAAGGGACCUGAACUGACUUCGAAGCUCAUAGGGAGGGCUCAAGGGAUCUACGCUUCAGCUGCGCAAGAAGAACUUGGCCUUUUAAUGUCUCUAAAUUAUAUGUUUGUGGAGGGUAAAUACAACGGGAGCACCCUUAGCAUUCUAGGGCGCAACGCGGCAAUGAGUGGUGUGAGAGAGUUGGCCGUGGUGGGAGGAAGUGGCGCAUUUAGGCUGGCUCGUGGCUAUGCAUUGGCCAAGACCCAUGCUUUUGAUCCGAGCACUGGAGAUGCUGUGGUUGAGUACAAUGUGGUGGUCCUUCAUUACUGAGGGAGAGGCUCAUUCUUUUGAUUUCUUUUCUUAUGCAUAUUUUGAGGGGUGUAGAUCUCUUUGAAAGUCUCUUAUAGGUGCUCCAUGUUGUAAUAAAGGCGUCCCGUUUUUUCAUUUUCUGGUAUACAGUUUAUGGCGAGUUAUUUAUGAACUUGUCCUACUUCUAUUUUGCU